CCAAAUUUUCGCGCCCAAAUGGCUUAGCUAGGGUUCUUGUUGGCUCAUGGCUUCUUCUUCCACGAUCGCCAUAGGCAACUGCUCGGUGGAGAUUUCCGGCGACAUCGAUUACGAGAAGAAUGGGAGGAGGGUUUCUUUCAGCAUUCCUGGAUUGGGGACUGUUCGUGUGAGCGCUGCCGCUCCAACCAGCAUUGUUCCUCUCAAUCCCGUAGCUCUUGAUACCACAGGGCAGCAGCUGCUGGGGGACGCUCUCGACCUUUACACCGGCGAAUUUUCUACGUCGUGCCGUGCUUACAUUUCUGGAUGUGUGAAAGAUGGAAAGAACGUCACUCUGGUCCUCGCGGAACACCAACACGUAGUCGCCGCAAUGACUUACCAAAUAUCUUUCUCAGACGAGCUUUGUGCUGUGGUUUUACUAUCUGCCGUACGAAGUAGUCACCAACGGAAGGGGUUAGGGACACGUUUGUGCAUCGAGUUCCAGAGAAGGCUGUGUGAUAUAGGCGUAUCAACAGUGUACUGUUUUGCUGGCAGGGAUUUAAACCGUUGGCUGAUGGUAGCACGAAACCAAAGUUUUCUGAACCGCUAG
Messenger RNA from Selaginella moellendorffii, 586 nucleotides. RefSeq lists its product as uncharacterized. Gene Ontology annotation, molecular function: acyltransferase activity, transferring groups other than amino-acyl groups. The transcript is spliced from 7 exons. The record is from RefSeq and is a predicted model, not a curated record. NCBI's taxonomy places the organism in Eukaryota, Viridiplantae, Streptophyta, Lycopodiopsida, Selaginellales, Selaginellaceae. Bases 47 to 586 code for a protein of 179 amino acids.